GGUCGCGCUUGAGGUGUUUCUCGGUCUCUACUGAUCUCUUUUGGUUGCGCGAAGCGUCAGGUUGAAGGGAAGCCGACUCAAGACCCGCAAGCGAGCCGGACCGCCAUGUUCUCCGCGCUGUUCCUCUCCCUGUCGCUCCUGGCCAGCCGUGGUGCGGCAGACUGGGUGAAGGGGAAGGCAUUCGAUCGCUUCGCCGUUGUCUGGCUGGAGAACACCGACUAUACACUUGCCGCUGGAGACCCUAACCUUGCCUGGCUGGCAAAGAAGGGCAUAACGCUUUCGAACCAUUUUGCGGUCACGCAUCCGUCGAUGCCGAAUUAUGCUGCAGCGAUAUCUGGCGACUAUUAUGGUAUCAACCACGAUGACAUGAUCGCGAUCCCCUCGAAUGUCUCGACUGUUGUGGACUUGCUGGAGGCAAAGGGCAUCUGCUGGGGCGAAUACCAGGAAGACAUGCCAUAUACGGGAUUCGAGGGGUUCGAGUAUAGGAAUCAGAAGACUGGCGCGAAUGCCUAUGUUCGCAAGCACAAUCCGGCUGUGCUGUACGACUCCGUUGCCGACAAAGACGACCGACUAGCCAAGAUCAAGAACUUGACCUUGUUCUACCAGGACCUGGAAAAUGACGCGCUUCCUCAGUGGAUGUUCAUUACUCCCAAUAUGACCAGCGAUGGGCACGACUCGACCAUUACCGUCGCCGGGACGUGGACGCGCACCUUCCUCGAGCCGCUUCUCAACAAUGAUAAGUUCAUGAAGAACACUCUGGUGCUGGUUACGUUCGACGAAAACCACACAUACGCGCAGCAAAAUCGCAUCCUGGGCAUCCUGCUCGGCGAUGCGGUCCCGAGCGAACUUGUCGGUACUACAGACGCGACCUUCUACAACCACUACAGCGAGAUCAGCACAGUCCAAGCAAAUUGGGGGCUGGAUACGUUGGGGCGGUGGGACGUAGGCGCGAACGUAUACAAGUGGGUUGCGCAGAAGACUGGCGAUGCAGUGCGAGCGUGGGCGGGGAAGGUGCCUCUGAAUCAGAUGUACUUCAAUGUCAGCUACGCGGGCAAGCUGAACAACAAGAACACGUCCGUUCCAUGGCCGGUCCCAAACUCGAAGCUUGAGUAUGCUGGAAGGACAGUCGCGCCGGUGGUCGCCAGCACGUGGGGUAGCAUGCAGGAGGACUCAGUAUAUACCACUCAGUUAGAGGUUCCGGACGGGCUACACCCAGAGGCAGAGUUCGCGAAGCAGUCUUGAGGAUAGUGAAUGUAGAGGUUAAGAUAUAAUAGGCAGUCUAAGGCGAGACCUGUGCCGCUCGUCGUGUGGUGGAUCAGUCAGCGCGAAGACG
Trematosphaeria pertusa is the source of this 1333-nucleotide messenger RNA. RefSeq names its product phosphoesterase-domain-containing protein. Bases 106 to 1242 code for a protein of 378 amino acids. The transcript has 2 exons. Gene Ontology annotation, biological process: phospholipid catabolic process. Gene Ontology annotation, molecular function: hydrolase activity, acting on ester bonds. NCBI's taxonomy places the organism in Eukaryota, Fungi, Ascomycota, Dothideomycetes, Pleosporales, Trematosphaeriaceae. The record is from RefSeq and is a predicted model, not a curated record.